Elaeis guineensis (African oil palm) is the source of this 1961-nucleotide messenger RNA. RefSeq lists its product as uncharacterized. The record is from RefSeq and is a predicted model, not a curated record. NCBI's taxonomy places the organism in Eukaryota, Viridiplantae, Streptophyta, Magnoliopsida, Arecales, Arecaceae. Gene Ontology annotation, biological process: vegetative to reproductive phase transition of meristem.
CUCAGGCCUUCUGCUCUCGCGUAGCCAAAAAAAACAAAACAUGGAGGUCCCCAUAGGCUUUCUGGCUAAGCUAUGGAGCUUUAUCUCAUUCCUUCCGUUCUUCUUCAUUCUACUGAUGCUUGGCAUCCUCAAAGCUGCUGUCAUUGGUCCAGUAGUAGCAGUAAUAAUUUUCGUUGGUAAUUCUGCCGUAAUCGUCGGUCUUUGGCCUGCACAUUUCAUCUGGACUCACUACUGUGUAAUAAAAACCAAGAGACUUGGGCUUGUUCUGAAGGUGUUAGUGUUGCCGUGCCUGCCAGUACCAUUGCUUUUAUGGCCAGUAUUCAGCAUUCUUGGGAGCCUCCUUGUAGGAAUAGGAUAUGGGUAUUUCACUCCACUAAUUGCAACUUUCGAGGCUGUUGGGGAGGGUGUCAUCAACAAGCUUUAUCACUGUUUUGCUGAUGGAUGCAUAGGCACAAUCAAGGGAGCUUGUACAUUGGUGCGGGACUUCACAGACUUUUGCUUUCACUCCUACUUCUCAUUUAUGGAUGACCUGAGUGAAAAAAUAGCGGAGGAUGAGAAGCCAAUGGAUAUCAAGUUAUCAAAACUACCAGGUUGUUUGCUUGUUUGCCUUCUUGCUGUCCCCAUAGAUGUGUUUAUGGUAACUGGCUUGGCAUUAUGGAAAAGUCCCUACAUGUUGUUGAAAGGAUGGCAGCGGCUGUUUCAGGACUUAGUUGGGAGGGAAGGACCUUUCCUAGAGACAGUUUGUGUACCUUUUGCUGGGCUAGCCAUCUUGUUAUGGCCUCUAGCCGUGAUUGGGACAGUGCUUGCUGCAUUCAUCUGCAGCUUCUUUCUAGGACUCUACGCUGGAGUGAUUGUUUAUCAGGAGAAUUCUUUACAGAUGGGACUUGCAUACAUUGUAUCUAUUGUAUCGAUCUUUGAUGAGUACACAAAUGACUUGCUUUAUCUGAGAGAAGGUUCCUAUCUUCCAAGGCCUAAGUACCGGAAAGCUCAAGUUCCUACUGAGAAUAUUGAGAGAGAGAAUCAAACUGAACAGAACAAGAAUGAAAAUGAAAAUGUUCUAUCGGCUGUUAACAGAACUAGGUUGGUUUCGGAACGAACCAAGACAUUGAAAAAGGCUAUCCAGCAGCUAAGACCUAUUCAAAUAUGGGACUGGCUUUUCAGAUCCUGUGAGUUAAAUGGAAGGGUAUUACUUGCUGAGGGUUUGAUCAGUCUCGCAGAUAUAGAGGAAUGCAUAAUCCAAGGAAAUUGCAAGAAACUAAGCAUCAAGUUACCUGCCUGGUGUAUCCUACAGUGUCUGCUAAGAUCUGCAAAAUCUGAUUCGCAUGGAUUGCUUAUAUCUGAUGAGGUGGAGGUAACAAACUUUAACUGGCCGAAGGAUAAAGUGCUGGAUUGGAUUCUCGGACCGCUUUUGAUCAUGAAGGAACAGAUAAAAAGGCUGCAAUUAGAUGAGAAUGAAGAAUCCUGUUUGAUGAAGUUGAUUAUGGUCAGGAAUGGUGACAAGCCAGAGGACUGGGAUGAUAGCGGAUUCUCAUCAGAUGACAACGUAAGAAGAGCUCAAUUGCAAGCAAUAUUUAGAAGGCUGCAGGGAAUUGUUGCUAACAUGUCCCGCAUCCCAAGUUUUCGGCGGCGAUUCAAUAAUUUGAUCAAGACGUUGUAUCUGGAAGCAAUAGAAAGUGGUACCCUGAGUCGGGCUGAAGUGGGUUCAAAGUCUAGGGGCAAGAUCAACAGGUUGAUUGACAGCAGAGAGAUGCAAAAUAGAAAUACAGAAAGUGAAGGUGAAUCAAAUUGGCCCGAGACAGCGGCGGCAUUACAUGGUGGGAGUUCUGUUUAGGAGCAUGAUAUGAGUUUCUGACGAUCAUUUCAUGAGAGUUUUGCUGCAGCAUUUUCUUGUUUAUUAAUGUAGUAGAUCAAUUACUUAGAUGUGUAAAAAAUGGAAACAGCAACAUGUCAGUUUGUUCAUA